GGGCAAAGGAGAGAGGCCAUAUGAAACCAGCAGAGCAUAAGCCACGCUUUAUCCUGCCAGUCUGUCCCGCUCUGCGAGCACAGGAAACACGCGACUCCCACAUCCCUCACUCACUCACUCACUCAUUCAUCACGCUCUUUCACACACUUCUACAGACACACACACACAGCGGCUCACAAAGGACUGGAGGAUGGCUGUGUCCAUGAGAAGAAUGAAUGGGUCCUGGAGAGGGAUGGCUCUAGCCCUGGUUCUCUGUACUCUGCUCCUACACAAUGAAGUUCACUGUCAAGAUUCCAUUGAUACACCUCAUACAUCCGAUGCCAAAGAUGCCCCGGGUGCUGCACCCACAGCCUCCCCGGGUGCUGCACCCACAGACGUCCCAGGUGCUGCACCCACAGCCGCCCCAGGUGCUGCACCCACAGCUGCCCCAGGUGCUGCACCCACAGACGCCCCGGGUACUGCACCCACAAAUGCAACAGGAGUUCCAGCCCACGCAGACGACACUCAAGGUACUGAUGCCACCAUCGAACCCCAAGCCCCUGUAGACGACAAGGCCACUACUGUCGCUAACUCCGCAGCUGACAACACUUCUGGGACCAGUACUCCAGUACCAGACCAGGACACUACCUUCAUUCCAGUACCAGACCAAGACACUGCCUUCACCUCCAUGGUGCCAGAUCAUGACCCCUUAGCCACAGGUGACACCUCUGGCACCACAGCUGACACCUCUGGCACCACAGCUGGACCUGGUGUUGACACACAGGCCACUGAAGCUACUGAUGACCCGGGCGCACCUAUUGUGCAUCAGGCCCCUGUUUUUGUUCUUCCCACUGUUGAGUGUGUGGACAAGGAGGCAGUGAAGGACAAAGACACAGUCAAGGUGGAGCUUUCUUCAGAAACUAGCUGUUCAGUGACCAAGAGAAUCAUGGAGGAUUCAGCCUGGUGCACAGGAGACUGCAACCUUAAACUGUUCCAGGAGGACAACUCUAACACACUGGUUUUGACACGCUCUAAUGGUGGAGUCAAAGAUUUGUCAGAGAGCCUGAACAGCCAAGACAUCAAGGGCCAGCUGGGUGUGGUGAAGGCAGCUCCUCAGUGGGGUAAACACUCUUCCACCGUGCUGGUGUCUCUGCUCGUCACUGGUCUGCUGCUGGCUGCUGCCCUCAUCGGAGGCUACUGUCUGAAGAAACACUGGAGACACAACGCCAAGGGCAUGAGGCUGGCUGAGGAUGCGUACCCAGUGGAUGAGGAGAACCAGGGGAACACCCUGGUGUCUGUGGCGCCUCUCAACCCCCUUGAGACCCGGGAGAAGCCCGCUAACGGGGAUUCCCAAGAGGCCGCCAAGACCCAGCCCCCUCCCACCAACGGCCACUCCACCGCCAACUUGGCAGACACAGAGCUGUGAAGACCCCACUAGAACCCCUGGAGAAGAAUGAAACUUACCCCUCCAUCCCUCCAACACCAACCCUUCCCCUCAGAACACGGCAGAACUCCAGCGACCCCCAUCCUACAGUGGACAUCAAGGACAAAAACUGCCCCUCAUAACCCCAAUAACCCCCACAUAAACACUCCUUCAGACUCUCCAUGUCCCCCACUUCGGCUACAUACAACUCCAUGGUAAAGACAGAUAAGAUUGAUGAUGAUAAGGCUUGAUAAUAAUGUGAAUGAUGAUGAUGAUGAUGAUGAUGAUGAUGAUAAUGAGGCUGAGGGCUGUAUCCCUGUCCCUUGGAUGUUUUCGUCAUUCAGGCCUGGAGGUUGGGCCGAGGCAGGACUGGGUGGGGAGGGUUUUAUGUUGUUAAUCACCACUGGCUCCAAGACGGCAGCUGGGGUCCCAUCAACCACUCCAUGUGCCCUGCCUGCCAUCAGGUUUAAAGCUUCCUUCCAAAAAUCCGUUAACCAUAAAUAGAAGCAAAGCUUCACGUUCAAUUCAAAUUGGUCCUUAGACCUUAGUUGAUCGCCAAAAAAAAUAGCAAAAAAAAAGUAACAUCCUUAAAUCUGUUUACAAAGUUCUGAGUGGAAUAAAGGAGCGCUCCGAGCUUGUUUGUUCA
Messenger RNA from Oncorhynchus masou masou (cherry salmon), 2048 nucleotides. Its product is annotated as mucin-5AC-like. Gene Ontology annotation, biological process: cell adhesion. The transcript is spliced from 9 exons. Lineage: Eukaryota; Metazoa; Chordata; Actinopteri; Salmoniformes; Salmonidae. The record is from RefSeq and is a predicted model, not a curated record. Bases 191 to 1405 code for a protein of 404 amino acids. Gene Ontology annotation, cellular component: membrane.